GCGGACAUGGGGGAAAUCAGUAGCUUCCAUAAGGCCAAGCUGAAGAAAACCAAGACACAGGAGAAAAACACCCUGCCGACCAAAGAGACCAUCGAGCAGGAGAAGCGGAGUGAGAUUUCUUAA
Molecule: messenger RNA, 123 nt
Organism: Nycticebus coucang (slow loris)
Lineage: Eukaryota; Metazoa; Chordata; Mammalia; Primates; Lorisidae
Product: thymosin beta-10-like
Exons: 1
Coding region: 7-123 (38 amino acids)
Biological process (GO): actin filament organization; regulation of cell migration
Cellular component (GO): cytoplasm
Molecular function (GO): actin monomer binding
Source: RefSeq, a predicted model, not a curated record